Messenger RNA from Phyllopteryx taeniolatus (common seadragon), 7452 nucleotides. Its product is annotated as high-affinity choline transporter 1-like. Gene Ontology annotation, cellular component: plasma membrane. Gene Ontology annotation, molecular function: choline:sodium symporter activity. The transcript is spliced from 10 exons. Gene Ontology annotation, biological process: acetylcholine biosynthetic process; transmembrane transport; choline transport. Bases 367 to 2007 code for a protein of 546 amino acids. The record is from RefSeq and is a predicted model, not a curated record. Lineage: Eukaryota; Metazoa; Chordata; Actinopteri; Syngnathiformes; Syngnathidae.
UUAAAAGCGCAAGACAGCUUGGGGUGGUUGCAGGUGUGGGUGUUUUGGUGUCAGGCUUGGGAGGGGUGGAGUGGCAGAUUUCAAAGGAAGAAAAAGCAAUCAACAAGAGCAGAAGUCCUUUGAACGCCUCACGGACCGCAUCUUGCUAGCUUCUCAGACUAAUUUUCUCAGAAAUGUAAAAUGUGUUCACGUCAUCCCCAAGUACAAACACAUUUCUGGAAUGCAUUCUUGGCAUUCACUUUCAAGUUAUAAACGAGUAACGACAAGGACACCUGUAGUUUGCAUACUAUGUGAUGAUUCAUUGCGCGAGAGGAGGAUUUACUCCCCCAGACAUGUUGCAGCUUGUUCAGUGGUGGUUUGGAAAGCAUGGCAGUGCACGUGACUGGACUUGUGGCUGUGGUUGUCUUUUAUUUGGUUAUCCUGCUAACUGGGAUCUUUGCCUCGCGCAAAUCGAAGCAAUUAGAGAAGAAAUGUACUGGAAAAAAGAGCGAAGUCGCCAUCAUCGGAGGCCGCAAUAUCAAUGUAGUGAUUGGUGUGUUUACCAUGACGGCAACAUGGGUUGGUGGAGCUUAUAUUAUGGGGACUGCUGAAGCUGUUUACUCUCCAGAUCAAGGUCUCCUUUGGGGUUUUGGGCCUCUUGCAUUUUUUUUAAAUUUUUUUAUUGCAGGAUUGUUUUUUGCCAAACCAAUGAGGUCCAAAUGCUACGUCACCAUGUUGGACCCAUUUCAGCAUCGCUACGGGCAAUUGUUCACGACAGCAAUUUUACUUCCUGCUCUGGUCAGUGAUAUUUUGUGGGUGGCCUGCAUCCUUGCUGCUCUAGGGGGGAUGAUGAGCAUCGUCCUUGAAAUAUCAUCUACAAUCUCCAUCCCGAUCUCUGCGGGUGUCUCUAUCAUCUACACUUUAUUAGGAGGCCUCUACGCAGUUGCAUACACUGAUAUCAUCCAACUCUCCUUCAUAUUUGUUUGUCUGUGGCUUUGUAUUCCAUUUAUGUUUCUCAGUCCUGCGGUGACUGACCUCUCACAAACAGCCUAUUUCAACCAGUCAAGCAUCCACUCAUGGGUAGGAGAGGUGAAGCUUGAGGAUGCAGGAAAGUGGAUGGAUAACUUUUUCGUGAUGGCUAUCGGGGGACUGGCGUAUCAGGCUCUAUUCCAGAGGAUUCUUGCAGCGUCCUCCUCGACUCAGGCUCAGGUCACCUGUUUUGCUGCUGGUGGAUUUGUUUUUAUUAUGGGAAUCCCUUCAAUCAUCAUUGGCGCUGUGGCUGCUUCUGCAGACUGGAACCAGACAGAAUAUGGUCUACCGCCACCUCAUGAGCGUGGGGAGGCAGGAAAUAUCCUCCCACUGGUUUUGUCCUACAUCACACCCAACUGGAUGUCAGUGUUGGGAAUUGGUGCUAUAGCAGCAGCAGUUAUGUCCUCCAUGGACUCUGCAUUGUUGUCUUCAGGCUCCAUGUUCACCCAAAACCUAUACAAGGCGACUUUGAGAAAGCAGGCAUCAGAAAGGGAGCUGCAGUGGGUGAUCAGGAUUACUGUGCUACUGGUGGGCCUGGCUGGAACUGGUCUGGCCUUUAACAGGAGCAGCAUCAUUGCGCUCUGGGUGCUCGCGACCGACUUACUUUAUUGCAUUAUCGCCCCGCAGCUGGUUUGUGUGGUACACCUCCGCUCUGCCAAUUGCUACGGCGCCAUCAGUGGCUACGUGAUAGGUCUGCUGCUGCGCGGGCUGAGCGGCGAGCCAGCGCUCGGCAUCACUCCUGUGCUGCUCUACCCGGGCUGGAGGGAGGAGGAUGGUGUCAUCACACAGUACUUUCCCUUCAGGACUCUGAUUGUGCUCAUUUCUCUGGCAACUAUCAUUGCCAUGUCCUGGCUGUUCCAGCUGGGUUUCACUCACCAUCUCAUUCCUCAGUCCUGGGAUGUGUUGGAUGCAUUCAAAAAGAAAAUGGAAGCAGAAGAAGAGGAGGAGAGACCAAUUUCCAAUAAAGAAAACAACUUUGUCUUUAGUACAGCUUUAUAGGCUCAUAGUAUCUGCAAAACCUGAUUUUAGGCAUAAUUAUGGGCACAUUCUUUCAUAUGUUCUAUAGAGUAGUUGCAUUAGUAGUAUGUUAUAUUGCAGUGAAAGGAAUAAGCGUGUAACUGCCUUGCACGGGCCCGCCUUCAGUGCCCUGUUCUGGUCGUUGGGGGAUGGUCGGUGUGGUGUGGUGGUGGUGUGGAGGGCUCUGAGCCGGUACCCCUGCCCCUCCCUUUGGGACUUGUCGGGGCUCUUCGAUUAGGCUAGGGGACCGUCCUGGGGAGUGGGUGGUGUCACCCUGGCUGGAUCCCCCUUGGGCUGGGAUCACCGGCUCCCCUGCCCCAACCCCCCCCCCCUUUGUGGGUGGAGGGGGCUGGGCCCACUCUUUCAAUGUGCCAGCUCAGUGUUGGAUUUAUCUUACCCAACAUUAUAAAAAAUAGACACAAAAGGAAUGAAGACACUGGUUUCUUUUUCUCAUGAGGAGGGCGUAUGGGAGAUUGUUCAGAUCACAGCCUCUCAACACGCUCUAACCAAUCUCUCCCGUCGCUCCUGCAUUUAUUUGAAAAUAGGAGGGUUUUUCCCAGACAUAAUGUUCUAAACAAUAAGACACAACACAAAACAUUGGACCAACACCUGUCACGUCCCCGACCACAUCCGAUCACGUCCUUGGUCCAGGCGCCCUUCCAUCGGAUGAUGCUGAGUCAUCUUUUUGAAGGCGAGACAUCUAAAAUCGUCCAUAAUACUAAUGCAAGCUAAGCAAAUAAAUGAUAACUUCUAGAAUAUAUUUAACACUCAGCAACUCCAUACACCAGUUGACUAACAUGCAUGUGAUAUGGUGUUCAUUCAUCAAUAAGUUCCAUAGACGCGCUAUAGGGUUGAAUUGUUUGUGCUGGGACCACUAAUAAUAACACAGGUUAUGCUAACAUAUCAACUCACAGGUUGUUUAGACACUAUAAAAAGCAUCCCACCGCACCACUCAUCAGUAGCACUGCCUCGCUCAUUUCCCACAUCCUGUCCUCUCUCAUCUUGUUCCAUUUGUUAGUUGUUGCAUGUCCUCACUGGGUGUCCCCUCCACAUUCACAAAUAAGAUGAUUUGACUGUUGUAACUGUAGUGACUCUGGCCCAAAUGUCAUAUCAACCCCCCACUACUGAUAGACUCUGCAUUCUUCGCUGCCACCCUGCUGUGCAAGACAGCCAGUAAAGGACACCUGGCGUAUCUUAAACUAAUCAACAGUUCCCCUCGAAAUCUGGCUUCCAGACAUCAAAGACGCCUUUCCUUCUUUUGAAGUGACAGAGCGACCAAAAGGUUGGACUCUCUCUCAUCCACUGGGAACAUUGUGCGGAGACCUGCACUGGCAUUUCAGAAUUACUGCAAUGUGUGGACUCUCAUUGGGGGUUUCUUUAACUGAAGAUAAAUGUCUGUUUUAAUAUUUUACAAACUCUGCAGAAAUAUUCCAAAUGUAUGCCUUGAUGCCUGUGUCAUUGCGUCAGCUUUACAGGUCCAGCUGCAAGACUUGAGAACUGUUCGUCUUGAUUUGAGCCGUGAUCUGUUGGCGGACCCUCAGCAACCAACUACCGGCAUUCCUUACCGGUCACGCACGCAGUUGAGAGCAAGAACGACCCCGGCACAAGUUCAAUCGUCAGGAAAGUUACGACUGCACACCGACAGGACACCAACUUUCUUUUGGGACCUCUUUUUGUUUUAUUUUUGUGCAUCUUCUUCUUCAACCAAACCUGCUUUGUUUUCCUCUUGAGACGCACGGAGAAAGACCAUUCCCAGGGACACCUGAUCUACGGUCGUGAGUAGCACUACAACCGGUGCCAAAAUGUGAAAAGAUUAGUGGGGAAAAUACUAGCUUCAAACAAGUCCCAACUUGCUACUAGUGCAACAAGCUGCAGCCUAUUCACGCUCAUUUUAGCCCAGCGACACACAAAGUCCUAUUUCCCUUUACGUACGCCUAUUUUUAUUUCUUUCACCAUUAUUCAUGUUUCCUUUUUGUAGUUGUACUUCUCUGUGUGUUUUCCUAGAGAUCCCUCGUAGAUUUAAUUAAAUAGUCAAUAAAAUUUCAUCCAUCCAUCCAUCCAUUUUCUUUACCGCUUAUCCUCACUAGGGUCGCGGGCUGCUGGAGCAUAUCCCAGCUAUCUUCGGGCGAGAGGCGGGGUACACCCUGAACUGGUCGCCAGCAGAAUGGAAGAUCUGUAUCCCUUUUAUGCCGGAACAGUUUUACUGUGUCACAGUGGAGUUUUUAAGCUUCCGCUGUCGUUUCUUAGUGUUAUAAUUGAAGUCUAUUGAGAAUCAGAGUCGAACAGAACAAAGUUUCUAGAGGGGAGAGAGAAACAAAGACAAAAGACAAAGCACUAAUUGUAAACAGGAUGAGAAAAGUAAGUCAUUACAUUAUCUACAACAAUGAAACAUUAAAUAUGAGUGUUGUAUGGGGCUGUAGUGCUACACCUGUGAUGGAAGGAUAGGACAAGCUAGAACAGGACAAGGACAGGAGAAGAAGCAUGCAGGAGAAGGGUCGUGAACCUGGCUGUACAACUGAAGCGAGGCGCCCUGACAACUGGCCACCCGGUGGGGGCCACGGGGACCCAAUGCCAGCCCCUCAGCCAACCCCCCCCCCCCCCCCUCAUACCACCCCCCUCCACCCCCAGGAGAGCCAGACGCUCCCCCCGAACCUACAGGGCCUGGGAUGCAGCCAGUCCCCGCCUAGACCGAGGGCGGCAGGGUGUCCCUUGUUGAUGGAAAGGAGGGCGGAUAGGGGCACCCGACAAGGGAACCAUAAGGGGGGGGGAAGGAACCCAGGGAGCAGCCACGGGUCAUGAGAGGGGAGACCCAAAGCCAAGUAGUCAUCCAGCCCAGGGGGCCCGCCAUGCAGCUAAGUGAGAACCCACAUCCCCCCCGUUACUAUGACUGCCAGGUCCCUGAUUUCACUCCUUGUUGUGUUAUGUGUGUGUUUUGAGGUACAAGAAACCUCUGUGAUCGAGGGCUCGUAUUUCAUAAAUGUAGCAACCUUCAGAUUAUGAGACUGAUAAGAGGUUUUUCGUCACUUUUUCCUCAAUUUUACACAUACAAAAAAAGAGACCCUUUUACGAGACAGAUAGUUUGAUUGUGACGUUAAAACGUAAAUCGAACUAACCCGGAAGUGAACGCAGGCAUUCGACAAAUUAAUUACGUUUUAUCCAAAACCAAUAACGUUACCGUUACUUGUGGUCAAAUAUCUAGACUAAUUAUUGUUCUGCUGUGGUUCACACCUCUAUUUCCCCUGUCCGUUCUGUCCCUCUUGUCUGUCCCCUAAAACCUUUUUCUGUCCAGCUGCAUUUUCAAUAAACAUCAGGAUAAUUAAGAAAAUAAAAAAUGAGCAGAGGGGGUAUUUCAAAGUCCCCUGUUACACAGCAAAACUGUUCCAGCACAAAAGGCAUACAGAUCCACCAUUCUGCAUGGUCAUGGAGUUGAACAGGACAGGAUUAAAAAAAAAAAAAAAAAGGGUGUAACGAUUCAUUUUAACAACAAUUCGAUUUGUACCACGAUUCGUGGUUGCAGAUUCGAUUCAAGCACGAUAUUGGUUCAUUCAGUGCCUUGAAAUCGAUUGAAUAACUUUUUAGCCAAAAAUUCACCCAGUGUGACUGAAAUAAAUACCUGGAUACUGGACAGUAAGCGUAUCAGGUCAAAUUAAUUCUGGAUUUAAUAAAUAAACAGUAAAGAACCAUUAAUGGCAAAUGCAUUCACACGUUAUUUCAAUAAAGUGCAACUAACAUCUCUUUAGGUUGGAUUAACAGUUGGUUUACCUGCUACUUUUGUUUUUUUCAGCAUACUAAAUAAUACAAAUGUUAAAGGUCCCCUUUCAUCAAUUUAUUUUAUUUGAAUUUAUAAUCUUUGAUGUCCUAUCGGGUUUGCAAGAUAAUUUGGGAAAUGCACAAAAUGUCCCUUUUCAAGCCAUUCUAGUAGCGUUUUCCAUGUGACAUUUGAGAUGGCUGGAUUUUACAAUAAUAUGUGACACUUAAAUGAGCUUUGCUGUGAUUGGAUCGCUCAUCUUCCCCAAUUUAAAUAUGGAAAACAGCUCAGCAGUUGGCUUGGCGUCUGCUAACGUCACAAUAGAAGCUUGGGGCGGCCGAGCAUUCAUAGCAGCGUCACUUUUUUCAAUGCUACAUUCUGACUUGCGUCCCUCACAAGAGUUUGAAUGUGGGAUUAUUUAUACACACUGAACACGCAUUCGCUUCAGUUGCGCUUUUGAGCAAAGUUGUUCUGUGUAGUUCCCCUUCCUGGUUAGAAGUUGCUCUUAUAAGACAUCUGUUAAUCAGUUGAGGGAUUGCUGGGGGAUUUGGGGUCCAAGGCAAAAAAGUCAAUAAAAUCAUUCUCUUUAACAAAAACUGUUUUUGAGUGACUACUGUAGCUGCUGCUAAUCUGGACUGGGUUGCUAAAUUGUUCUGUUUUCUUUGAUAUCUACACCCCAGGUUAGCCCAUCAGCGGGAGCCCAGUAACAAGUUUGAAUUACCUACAUCAUCAGACACUCUUGUGUAAAUGUAUUUUCAGGAGGUUUUCAAAAAUAAUGCUCUCGUGAAACUGUAACCUUCCCCAUUUAAAAAGAAAAAUCAUAACAUUUAAACUGAAGUUCAGAGGUUUGAUAUUAAUAAUGAGGGGGGAAACCCCUGUGAGAAAUUCAUAGUAAAGUACAUAAAAUGUUUAUGAAAUUAAAAUCCAUAGAGAAUUUCAGACUAUUUCAGCCAAGGGCCACAUACAGAAAAAUCAAAGGGGUCAAGGGCGAAUUUGACAUCUUUAAUAUCUUUACACUAAACCAAUUCAUCAGUGUAGCAAAAGUUAUGCAAUGCUAUCUUUGUUUUCAUAUAUACUGUAUAUUUUAAUUAACUUAAAAUUAUUGCAACAAAAAAAACCAGCUAGGUAAUAAAGCAAAAAGUCAGAUUUUUCAGGAUUAGCCGGGUUUAUAUGGCUCUUGUAUUCGGAUUAGAAUUGGGUUUGAAGCCCGAACCGCGUAAAAUGCUCUCUAUACACACCUCAGUCAGAAUAAACAAGCUCAUUCGGUUUCACGGGGGUAGAAUAUUCCUUUCCCUGAACAGAUCAAAAGGUAUGAAAAUGGUUCAAUCGGAAGAGUCAGCCUGUGUUCUGUCUGUGCAUGCUGUUGUGACGUAAAUACGGAGUGACUUUGUUUACGCACCUGAAAAUAUGGCGGCUUGAAAACAGGGCUGCUUUGCAAUGGAUAUCUUGUUUUUAACUACUUGUUAAUAAAAGUGGAGAAAAGUCACAACUACUGUGCUGAAGAGAUGACUUAUCUCCAUCUUUUUUCAGAAUUGUUUUCUUUUUCUGUUUACAAUGCAACGUCCCAACCCACAUGGACACACACAGCAACAGGAACAUAUACCCAGUAUAUGUGCAAUUUGGACCUAUAUUCCAGCUCCUGGCACUUACUAUGAAAUAAAGAAACAAAUGAACAUGCA